This is a messenger RNA of Paraphaeosphaeria sporulosa, 1263 nucleotides long. RefSeq lists its product as uncharacterized. The transcript is spliced from 4 exons. The record is from RefSeq and is a predicted model, not a curated record. The coding region runs from base 1 to 1263 and encodes 420 amino acids. Gene Ontology annotation, molecular function: DNA binding; zinc ion binding. Gene Ontology annotation, biological process: DNA-templated transcription. Lineage: Eukaryota; Fungi; Ascomycota; Dothideomycetes; Pleosporales; Didymosphaeriaceae.
AUGGCUACAAGCGGUCGUUACUACUCGGAGUUUCUUCUCACAGUUAUGUGUGCGCAUGCCGCAAGAUAUGAGGAGGGAAACUACGCCAAUAUCUUGCUAUCACGCGUGCGUCAUCUAUUAGGAACAGCCAUACAGCAGCCUAGCUCUAUACCUACAGUGCAAGCGCUUUUACAGCUUAGCGCGAGAGAGCUCGCGCACGGCUCCAUGUCGCAAGCAUGGAACUAUAGCGGCAUCGCUUUCCGCAUGGCGAGCGAUCUCGGCCUGGAAUACAUAGGGCCCAAUGUAAGAGGACUGGGACCCGUUGAUCUCGAGAUCAGGAAAAGAUUGUUUUGGAGUUGCUAUUUCUGGGACAAGACAUUGGCAUUAAUUGAUGAUGCAAUGGAACUUGAAGAGUGGUCGCCCUAUCAUGGCGAUUCGCUCGACCUCACAAGAUUAGCACAGAACCAGUAUCCAGACCGCAAGAGUCAUGCUGUUUCAUGUUUUGCAAACUCCUGCAAACUCUCGAUCAUAAUAAACGACAUCAUACUUCAACUCUACUCUCGCAAGAGCCGCACAAUCACUGAAGCUGCACUACGAAACAUCAAGAUGCGCCUUGAUCUCUGGCGAGUAGAGUCUCCGGCCCAUCUACGAUACGAUCCGGACAAUCUUCCGUCAGUGUGUCCCCCGCCGCACAUCAUUUCACAAAACAUGCUUUACUACACAACGAUGAUACUGGCUUAUCGCCCGUUUUGGUCAGUCUCUACACAUUACCAAGUAUGUAUUUUGGCAGCCGAAGGAAUCGAAAAGUUGGUCCUUCUCCUUGAGUCGACAUUUGGCCUGGAGAACAUCACCUACCUCAUGGGAUACUGCAUCUAUACGGGCGCGUCAGCUAUACUUGAAGAUGCCAAGAGUAGUGGCCAGGGAGCAGCCCAUCCAGUCCUCCGGACCUUCAUUCGCGCUCUUCAGUCCGGAACACGUCGUUGUCCCUUGCUCGAACGAAGCCUGAAAAUCAUCAUCAAGGGUCUCAGUCGCGUGCCACCUCAGCAAGACAACUUGCCAUCGAGAGAUGUGAACAAUUCUUACAGCAACACAAGGCUAUCUGUAGCUACAGGAGGAGCACCAGUCAAUCCUUACAUACCCGCAUUUCCGUAUCUAGGCUUAGAGCCGCAAUUCGACUUCGGUAUGGACCCAUAUUUCAACGACCAUAACAUCAACCCCAUGGCACUAUUGGACUGCUUUCCGGAGAUUCAGAUGGAUAAUGAAGAUAUUGGUCUAUCUAUUUGA